Messenger RNA from Liolophura sinensis, 2700 nucleotides. RefSeq names its product xylosyl- and glucuronyltransferase LARGE1-like. Gene Ontology annotation, biological process: protein O-linked glycosylation via mannose. Gene Ontology annotation, cellular component: Golgi apparatus. Lineage: Eukaryota; Metazoa; Mollusca; Polyplacophora; Chitonida; Chitonidae. The record is from RefSeq and is a predicted model, not a curated record. Gene Ontology annotation, molecular function: glucuronosyltransferase activity; xylosyltransferase activity.
GUCACAAGAAGCAUUGUUUGGUGGUAUUCAGAAACAACCACACAAAGCACCACCACCAGCGAGAUGAGAACUUAACGCAGGUCUCAUAGAUCAUUUUACCAGAAAGGCUCACAACAUCAGCAGGACUAUCUGGAAAGACUAAGCUACUUAUGUAUUGCUUGCCUGAAUGGUAAGUGUUGUGUGGAGUGGUCCAAGUGAGGUGAUUUCUGUUACCCUGUAGUGAAGAUGUCAUCAGUCUAGUGGUACUUUUGGACCUGUCUGUAUUGUAAGAAUGAUUCGUAUGAAGAGGAAGGCAUUGACUGCCCUGUUGGUUUUGGGAGCCUUUCCAGUGUUCUUACUUCUCUACCUAGCUUUGAGCACAGAUGAUUCGUUUGAGUCUUCUGGGGGAGCUUCUACAGGCCUCAGUAAAUUGGAGAGUAAGCUUGCUCAGAGAGUUAGAGAUAUGGAGGAGCAGAACAACGCUCUGAGAAAGCAGCUCAGUGUAUCGAGGAAUCAGUUGCUGAGCCUGCAGAUGAGCAUGUCUGUGGAAAACGAGACAGGUGAAGGGGGUAAGACACCCAACAGAACCCGAGUCUGGUGUCUGAACAAAGAGCCAGAAGUGCCCAAGUGUGAGAUCAUUCAUGUGUCCAUUGUCUGUGCCGGUCACAACUCUACACGAGAUGUUGUCACGUUACUAAAAAGCAUUCUUUUUCAUCGGAAAAACCCUCUUCAUUUUCACUUCAUAUCCGACAGUAUUGAGCAAAUCCUGGAGACUUUGCUCAAGACCUGGGGAGUGCCAAGUAUGCAAGUUAGUUUCUACCCAGCUAAUGAUGUUAAGCCAACUGAAAAUGGCAAGUUCAACAAUGUGAUUGCAUUAGAACUUAAACCUCUUCAGAUAAGGAUUUCACCUUUGCGAGUUUUGUACCGCAACUCUCUGUUGCGUCGAGAGUUGUUUGGUUGUACCCCGGCUAACCACACAGGCAUAAUGGCUGACCAGUCUGACGAUGUGAACAAGGAUGAUGAAUGUUUUGACUUCCGUCGUGAGCGUAUCCUGAUGCACCGCACCCACAUCUACUACCUGGACUACAGCUACGAGACUACAGAGGAUGACGUGACACUGGUGGCUCAGCUCAAUGACCGCCUACAGAUGUUAGAGACAAUCUGUAAACACUGGGAGGGUCCCAUCAGCCUGGCCCUCUACAUGUCGGAUGCAGAGGUCCAGCACUUCCUCCGCUAUGCCCUCAACUCUGGUGUCCUCAUGGCGCGCAAAAACGUUGGCUACCAUGUCGUCUACAAGGAUGGGCAAUUUUACCCAGUGAAUUACCUUAGGAACGUGGCACUACGCCAGGUGCACAGCCCGUAUGUCUUUCUCUCUGACAUUGACUUCCUUCCAAUGUAUGGGCUCUAUGAGUAUUUGAAGAAAGCUGUAAGCAUGAUGGCAAUGGGAGAGCAAAAGAAGGCCCUUGUAGUACCAGCUUUUGAAACUCAAAGAUACAGAUUAAACUUCCCCAAAUCUAAAGCACAACUUCUUUCCAUGCUGGAUAUGGGAUCACUUUUUACAUUCAGGUAUCAUGUCUGGCCAAAGGGUCAUGCCCCAACAAACUAUGCCAAGUGGAGGACGGCACAACGGCCUUACCAAGUUGACUGGGAGUUUGACUUUGAGCCAUAUGUGGUGCUGGACAAAGAUGCUCCUCUGUUUGAUCAUCGCUUUGUUGGCUUUGGCUGGAACAAAGUCUCACACAUUAUGGAACUGGAUGCUCAGGGGUAUGAGUUUAUUGUUCUUCCCAACGCCUUCAUCAUUCAUAUGCCCCAUGCACCCAGCUUUGAUAUCGCCAAAUUCCGGUCCAGUCCUUCCUAUAGAAGAUGCUUAAAAAUUUUAAAAGGAGAGUUUCAGAGAGAUCUGUCCAAAAAAUAUGGCAUUAAAGCACUGAAGUACUUGUCGGUGGAAUGAGACAAUGAACUGUGAUAACAAAACAUUUUACAACAUAAUGUUACUGUCUGUAUUGGGUGGUAUCCCUCCCCCAGUCAGACAGCAUACUACGCACUGUUACUGUCUUUAAUGGUUGGUAUCUCACCCCAACCAAACAGCAUACUACGCACUGUUACUGUCUGUAUUGGGUGGUAUCCCAUCCCCAGCCAAAUAGCAUACUAUGCACUGUUACUGUCUGUAAAGGGUGGUAUCCCACCCCAGCCAAACAGCAUACUAUGCACUGUUACUGUCUGUAAUGGGUGGUAUCCCACCCCAGCCAAACAGCAUACUAUGCACUGUUACUGUCUGUAAUGGGUGGUAUCCCACCCCAGCCAAACAGCAUACUAUGCACUGUUACUGUCUGUAAUGGGUGGUAUCCCACCCCAGCCAAACAGCAUACUGCGCACUGCUACUGUCUGUAAUGGGUGGUAUCCAACCCCCAGCCAAACAACAUACUAUGCUUGCUCACACUGUACAGCUUUAAUUGGUAUAGCCAAAGAUCAAGUAGUUAUAUACUUUGUAUAAAACCAUGAUGAAUAUGAACAAAUUUGAGUAAAAUUCUUGCUAGAUUCAGUAUCAGUUAUAGUUAUGUUGUGUUAGUGUUUUCAUGUACCCGUAUGUACAAUUGCUAUAAAACUCUUCAUCACUUUUAUACAAGGUGUCUGAGUACAUAAUACCAUGAGCUGUUUGUACAGCUCUGUUCAUCUUUUUUGUUAAGAGAUACUGUCAAACAGUACAAAGGUUUAUCAGAG